Molecule: messenger RNA, 4035 nt
Organism: Trichoplusia ni (cabbage looper)
Lineage: Eukaryota; Metazoa; Arthropoda; Insecta; Lepidoptera; Noctuidae
Exons: 3
Coding region: 472-3210 (912 amino acids)
Source: RefSeq, a predicted model, not a curated record
UGUAUAAUUUUUAUCUUAUUAUUGAUCCCAAUUUUUAAACUUCAUGUUUGUUGACCUACCAGAAGUUCACACUUACAAAAAUUGUUGGAAAGCUUAAGAUUCGAAUAAAAUUUAAAUAGGUAUUGCAGAUAAUUAAGAAUAGUGAGAUUCUAUAGUUUUUUUUCUGUCUAUCUAUCUAGUUUUCUGGGAGUUGUCCACACAUACGCACAGCUCUUGGCUUUCAAAAACAAAUUCAAGGUCACUGACUGCCAGUUCUGAUAGGGUCCACAAUUUAUUCUCUCGUAUUUGUUUAUAUCUGCUGCGCCAUAAAGUUCGUGAUUUAAAAAAGGUAUGAUUUAAGUUCAUCACUUCACAAUGACCAUAGUCAGAGUCUGCCACCAAGAAGAUAAAAAAAAACUAUAAAGUCGGUUUUUUUUUGUUUUGAUAAGGAUGAUAAGGAUGGAACACCAUGUCAAUCCAUGUUAAUCGUUGAUGGUGCUUACACCAAUAACUCUGUCGGGUAAUCUGGGCGAGCGGCAUCGGCGCCUCAACACGCUGGUGCGAGAGGCCGGCGUCAGAGGGGCCUCCCUUCAGGAGUUCCAAGCUCUGCCGGAACACUCGCCCGUCGACCGCCUCUUUAAGAUAGACCUCGCUUCACAGCUCCGCUAUGUUGACUACAUCAUACAAAACUUACAAGACGACGACAUGCUGUACGUCAGCAGAGCUCUCAAAUCCAAGUGGCUCGUAGACCAUCAUGACGUCAUAAACCCCAAACACCUGGAGAGUGUGCUCUAUCCGACCAUGAUCAAGUCGGCCGUAAGUAAACUGAAGCAUUGGACUUACAUCAACCUUCGUGAUCCGCCGAUGUGUCAGGAAUUCUAUAUGUACUAUAAGGAGAACACGUUCGAGUUAGCCAUCAAGUAUCUGCCUCACUGCUGCAAUGAGUUCAUCCUACAAGAAGUUCCCACGAUACUGGCCAAAAUUUCAAGCCAACAUCUAAAGAUACUGAGUGAAAAAUGUCCCAGAGUAGCAGAGAUCUAUUACAAUUCGUUGGCGACGGACGAAGUCGUCCGGCCUCGCUAUCUCGACAACCAGCAGUCAUUCUACAACAGUGUGAAGUGUGUGCUGAAGUCUGACGCCGACGUGUUCCUCGACAUCACGGAGAAGUAUUUCAACAUGAACAGCUUCAGACGGCUGAGCCCGUCGGCGAGCGACUACAUCCUGCGCUGUCACAAGCACAGGUUCACGAACAAGCCCGAGCUGUAUACCGGCUACGUGUUACACGUGCAGACGCUUGCUGACCGGCUCAGUGUCGAGGAGUGCCAGGAGCUGGUGGUCAGGUUGGCGCGGGCGAAGUAUUUGCAGCACUGGUUCGAGUACAAGGCGGUGGAGCCGCUCGUGAAACGCCUCAGUCCCGACAAGAGGGCGGCCUUCAAGAAGCGAGUGUUUGUUGAGAAGGAUGUCGGCGAGAGCAUGACUGAGUGGCCGUACGAGGUGCCUGCGCCCCCGCCACACACUUAUCCGGAAGCACAUGUCUUCGACGACCAAUAUUUUGAGCCUGUUUUACCAAUAAUCAAGAUGCCAAAGCGCUUAAUAAAAAAGAAAUGCGGCCGUUUCCUUUCUGAUCGUGACUACUGCAUUGUUGAGUCGACAUUGCCAACAAAAUCUGAGUUAGAAAAGUUAUUUGAAGAAUUUAGGUUUCUGGGCUUUAGUCGGACUUUGCACGAUUUAGGAUUACGGUUGGGCGCCGCGGGUUCUCCAGAGAGAAGGCGCGAUAUCUUCCUGGUGUUGGUGAGUAAGAGCGGCGGCCGCAGCGAAGCGGUGUCGGCGCUGCUGAGUCUCGCAGCUCGGCACAGUAACGAGCCGGUGCACAUUCGAGCCGCCGUGCUGCGCAGCCUGGUCAAGCGCGCUCAAGUCUGGCGAUUGCCUGCAGAGGUCUGGAACAAUUUGCUCGAGUUCGGGCAUGGGCUCGGGCUGGACGGCAGUACUGCCGAAGCCGAGUGCAGGGAGGGUUUGCAUGCGGUUGUGAUUCGUCAGCUGCUAGAAGGCAAAUGUGAGCCUGCCAUCACAGCUGCUUUUUUGGAAGAAUUCUCCACAUUAUCAGAAUAUUCGCUUUCCUCAGCUGAGCGUGCGAAAGUGGCCGCUGGACUCCAGAAUUUACUGUCUGCGGCGGCUUUGGUUGCCGAACCAGUCUUAGCUGCCAAGCUCUUGAGUCAACUGCUUGAUGCACUUGGUGCUUAUUGCGUUGAUGUCGAAGCAAGUUCACCAGUGGUUGGUGCCAUCGUAUCUUUAGCAUCACAAGCAGCCGAAGUCGCCCGUCCCUUACUACAGCGGCUCUACCAUGCAAAAGUCGCUCGCCGCGAGCUGCUUCGGUUGAACUUAGAAUUUCGGCGCGACCAAGCAUCGCUAAUUAAUGUACUGCGACAUGACUUACUUGCACUGGACUGCAAACAGAUCGUUGAAAUACUAGCCACUCGUAAAAAGAACUUUGAUACUUUCGUUUCCAAACUUGCGGUAUAUUUCCAGAAAGAUGAUUUUGUAACACAGUUGCGCACCGACUUAAAGGGGAAAUUUACUGACACUGAAAACUGUAAAAUUAAGCAUGCAAAGUUGGCUCGUCGACUAGCAAGUCUUUCUGGUCAUGAUUUGGAGCAGUAUGUUCAAGAGCUGGAUUCCAAAGGAACAGAAGUGCGAAGGUGGUCAGCUAUGCUGCGGGCGAAUGCCCACCGUGCGCGGCCCGCUGUGGCCGUAGCUGAGUGGGGCUGGCGCAGGGCGGGCGUGAAGGCCGUAGCGACGCGCGCCAUGCGCGGCCGACAAGCGGAGCGAGCCGACCUCACCCGAGCACUGGCCGCUCACCGCCGCACGCUGCGAGUGGCGCUAGCUCUGAGCAUGCUCUCUGGACUCGACGCACAAGUGGACACCUUCACACUGGCCACCAAGCUGAGGCCGGCCGCAGCGCUGCGCGCCCUAUUGUUGUACUUCCGUCGUUUCGGUGACAAGAGCGAGGUCUGUAUAUGGAACAUCGUUAAACCGGUAUUGAUGACACUUCAGUUUCAACAGCGUUAUACUCUACGAGAAAGAGUGUGGGAUCAUAAUGAAGUACCAAAGUCAAUUCAACCAGACUACUACCCGACCCUGUAUAUGGUAUUUCACGCAAUCCCCAUUACAACCAAAGACUUUCUUCGUGAAGUAACGAGACUUAUUCCGGUUGUUAGUAACGAAUUAAUCUGAUCUGCUUCUACUGAUGCUGAAGAUUGCUUCUUCUACUAAUUCUUCUAAUCAUCUUGACCUUCACGACCCUGUUCCGUACCCUUCUAUAUUCGUAAGGUAUCUCAUGUUGUCUAAGUGUAGCAAAGACUUUGAAUAUAGAUUUGAGAAGCUUGCGAAACCUUUUUUGGACCAUUUGGAUACAAAGCGCAACGAAAAUGACAGGAUUUUUAGGGAACUAUUGUGUCAAACAAUGAGGAGUUUAAUGUAUAACGCAGCAUUUUUCGAUACGAAGUGCACGUCGUGUUUGUUGGCUAUCGAGAAAUUCCUGGCUUGGAUGGAAACGUUCAUGCCGAAAGAAGAAUAUUUCAAUAACUACGCACAAGUUCACCUGACGAUGCUGUACUGCAAGGCGGUGCGGCAGAGCCUGAAGCAGCUGCCGGCGGUGUUCGCGGAGCCCCGCAGGAGGCUGGAGGAGGGCGUGGACGCCGUGGGCUUUGUGUUCGGGAGGUACAUAGCGCGGGAGCUGGCGCAGCUGGUCGCCUCGUACUUCGACUCCGUCGUGGAGCUGUAUAGCGGCGCGCUGGCCGAUUUUUUUGACAACUCCUUAGUUGGAGGAACUACUAAAGCCUUGUUCAUUGGCUCCGUUGUUAAGGGGAUAUUAGCUGAAAGUGUUGGCAACCAGCGGCGUCUUGCCGUGUAUGUUCUUAAGAGAAAUCGCUACAGUAUUCAAGAUUCCUUGCGGAAGGAGAUCGAAGAUCUUAUGUUGAACGACAGUGACAUAGAAUUGUUUGUUCACGCUAAUUUGUUGAACUAAUAAAUUGAUGAAAAUAUCGGUUGGUUUUAAAA